Molecule: messenger RNA, 5505 nt
Organism: Gryllus bimaculatus (two-spotted cricket)
Lineage: Eukaryota; Metazoa; Arthropoda; Insecta; Orthoptera; Gryllidae
Source: the annotation of a GenBank genome assembly
GUGAUUGGCGCGGCGGAGGUGCGAUGCCCACUCCGCUCGAUAGCCCCUUCUCACCUUCCUCUUCGCCUUGGGGCCGAACAGCCGCGCGCUGCUCACUAUCGAGGAGAACUGGCUGGGCCCGCGGAAGAACGGAGACGUCAGCGCCUUCUUCGUGUUCAUUUCCGCCUCUGCCCCCGCACGACGCGAGGUCCAAAUACAGAAUGUUGGUAAUUAAGAGUUAGCAAUCUGUGUCAAUUAAUUGAGCUCACAAAUGGAACCCAAAGCAGAAGCAGCAGCAGCAGCAAUAGCUGAAAAACCUGAAGAGAAAGAGAAAACUGAAACUGAAGUGUCUCCAGUGGAAGAUACUCGAUUAGAAUUUAUGUACCAUUAUUUGUCAAAGACAAUGAGAGUGAAAGCAGAUAAAUGGGCAAAAUUACUUUCUGUAGAAGAAUAUAAGACCAUUUUAUUGGAUUUUCUUGAAAAAACAGAUAUUGAAGUAAUCACAUUUACAAUAGGAAUAGGUUCCCAAUUAGUAGUAUAUGAUGGUUUCCCUGAAGCUAUCAGAUCCAAGCUUUCAUACUUCAUUCGAAGAGAAAGAAAACCCAUUACCACUAAAAAUAUAAGAAAUAUUAUAAUUUUUGGGGACUUAGCUCCCAGUCCAAUUGAUGAAUUGGCAAUUUGGGUUGAUCAGAUAUGUGUACCUCUUCUUUCUAAUCCUAAAAAUCAUGUUGGGUGGCCUCUAGUUGUUGCUGAUGAUAUAAGAAAACAUGUUCAUAAACUAAAAAAUAUUGUCUAUGAGGUGAAGGGUAAAAUUCAUGGUCAAACAUUGUUACCAAUGCCUCUAGGUGCUGAAAAAGUCUAUGAAGCUGAAACAAGGAUUCGUGAAAGCAAUGGUGAAGAUCUUGAUAUCUACUUAAAGUGUGAAAUAGAAGGAACAGUUAUCAAAUGGGCUACUCAAAUUAGUCGAGUUUUGGAAGAAGAUUCAGCAAGUGCUUUUGAAGGAGGAAAUCAUCCCACACCUGAUUCAGAAUUUUCCUUCUGGUCACAUCGUUUGGCAAAUUUGGAAUGUAUUUAUGGGCAACUCCGUGAUUUGCGUGUAAGAAAAAUGGCUUCAAUUUUGGAAUUAACUGACAGCGCUUAUUACCCUUGCUUUAAAUCUCUAUUUAGAAAUGUUGUAGCUGCUGUGGUUGAAGCAAGAGAUAUAAACAUGUAUUUGAAACCCUUAAAAAAGCAGAUAGACACUAUGAAAACUCUUGAAUAUGAUCUUAUCAAGCCUAAUUUUUCUGCAGUACUUUGUACUCUUUGCCUUAUAUGGGGGCAUAGUCGAUAUUAUUGUAACACUUCAAAAAUAGUUGUCAUUCUUAAAGAAAUUUGCAAUGAACUAAUACAAAAUGGUUGCAGUUUUCUUCAACCAGCCAGUUUAUUUCAAGGGGAUGUAGAUGAAUCAAUUAUGCAAAUAAUAAAAGUAAUUGAUAUUCUGGAAACAUUUAGAGUAAUAUUUGACCAAUACAAGGAAAAAGUUACCUCCUAUUUUCCUGAAGGAUCUGAACCUGUUCUUUGGACAUUUCAUUCCAAUGAAGUAUUUGAACGAACAGAAAAAUUUCUGGAGCGUUUAAAAUUAAUUGAGGAACUUUUCAGGACUGCUAAUGAAUACAUGAAAUUAGAAAAAAUUGAAAUUGGUGGUCUGAAAGGACGUUCUUUGAGUAUGAAAAUACAGGAAGCUUUUGAAGAGUUCUUGCAUCAGUUUGCAGUAUUUGGAUCUCUUUCUUAUGAUCCUUUGGUUCCAGAAGAUUUGAAAUUUAUUAAGGAUUAUGAAUUCUUUGAAAAUGUUAUUGAAGAUCUUGAUCGCAAAUUGGCAUCUGUAUUUUGCCAAGCUUUUGAUGAUUGCCACAAUAUAGAAAGCCUAUUUAAGUUUCUUCAUAUAACAGGAUCUCUACUAGAAAGGAAAAUCAUCAAAGAUACUUUGGAAGAUAAAUAUCAAGUUAUUCCCAAGUUAGUAGAACAAGAACUUGACAUUACCAAGAUAUUGUUUGAUGAGCAGACUCGCAUGUUUAUGAAGCAUAAAUACAUGCAAGUGGACACACAUUUUCCUCCAGUUGCUGGAGCUCUGGUUUGGAUUUAUAAAUUGAAAGAAAGAAUUAAUGUUCCAGUUGCAUUAUUCAAGGAUCUAGAUAAUCCCAUUACAGAAUCGGAAACAGCUGAUCUAGUGAUGGCCAAAUAUGAGGAAAUUUUGAGAUCCUUAGAAUCUUUUGAGAAUCAACUGUUCUCUGACUGGGCAGAAUCUGUACCAACCCGUUGCAAAGAAAACCUUCAGAAACAAUUACUGAUUAGAGAUAAAAAGAAGUUAUUACUUAGAUUGAACUUUGAUAAUGUGCUGCAAGCUGUAUUGCGAGAAGUUCGUUAUUUAAAGUUGAUGGGAAGAAAUGAUAUACCCCAAGAAGCAGAAAUGUUAUAUGACAGAAAAGAUAACCUAACUGAUUGGAUUCAUAAGCUUCAUCGAGUAAUUGGAUGGUAUAAUGAAAUGCGUUCAAUGACUCAGCCAGUUGAAUUUGACCUUGUGAUUGAAGAAAUUGAAAUGGUUGAUUUACUAAUAGAAGAAAUGCAAAAUAAACUAACUUGGAACUCAUCAGAUGCUAUUUUUUACAUUAAAGAAGUUCAUGACAUUCUCAAAUGUUUGCAUGUUCGAACUCACGAAGCUCAAAAUAAUGUAAUUCUCAUCAGUAAACUUAUGAUGGCAUGGAGUGCAUUUCCAUUAUUUAGUCGGAAGGAAAACAAGAAAGACAACCUGCUUCAUUUAGAUGACCAUGAUGAAAGGCUAGCAAAGAGGUACACAGAAGUGCAGCAGGCAGGAGAAGAAAUCUUGAAGCUCAUAAAAAGAAAUUAUCAUUUAUACUUGGAUUUAGAUGAACAGCUUGCUGAAGCCAAAAAGAAUGAUGAGCAAGAGAAUGAAGGGAAAAUACCUGUUCAAAAUAAAAGUAAUCCAUCAUCAAAUGAAAGCAAGGAGAAUGUAAAUAAUAUGAAUGAAAAUGAAGAUCUUAAAGAGGAAAGAGUGAAAUUUACAGAGGAAAAAAAAGAAAGUAAAGAAAGGGAAUGUGAGAGAGAAAUUGGGUCAAAAAGUAAUAAUGUAGAAGAAUUUGAAAACCAUCAUGGAAGAUCUAAACAAGAUCUUACAAAUGGUAGAAAAUUCUUGAGUCUUGAAAUGAGAGACACCCAAAAGAAAACAAAAAGUGAUCAAAAUGAAGAAAAAAUAGAUGAGUCAGAAAUGAAAUCACCAUCAGACAGAAACAUGUUUAAAGCAAGAUCUCACAGUGGCAUGUUGGUAUCAGAUACUCCUACAAUGGUAAAUGGAAACGAAACAGAAUCUCAUCUAAUAACAGCAGUGCAAAUUAUUGAGAAAAGAGAACGUUAUGCAGAUAAAUGGAAGAAAUAUGUUGAUUAUAUUGAUGACAUAGUGAUGAAAGGAUUGCUAAAUGCUGUUGGCCGCAGUCUUCACUUUUUUAUGGAAGAGAUGGAUGAAGCUGCUCCUCCUCACCCUUUAUUUGAAGUGGCUCUUGAAUUACAAGAACCAAACAUAAUAUUUGUACCAUCCUUGGAUUUAGAUGAUCCUAAAUGCUUUCAUUCACUCAUAGAACGUCUAUUAAAUGAUAUUGUUGUAAUAGCAGAACUUGUACCUCGAGUAAACGCCGUUAACGAAAAAAUUAUUUCCUCCUCAAGAACAUCUGUAACUUCAAAUCAGUUACCACAGCUAGAUGAUUCAAAUGAUCAAGGAAAUGAAGAAAUAAUUCUAGAUAAUGGAGAGAAGGAGGUAGUAGAAGGUAAUGAAAGUGAAGAAGAACUUGGAGAAGAAACAGAUGACGAAGAGGAGGAGGAAGAGGAAGAAGAAGAGGAAGAAUGGAAGAGUGAAAAAGAUCAAUAUAUCAAAAGGGUGUCUUCCUUUGCUAGAGAAGAAACAAAAGAUCAUGGACAAGAAGUGAAAAUUCAAAUACCUCCUGUGAAUUAUCGGGAUAGUAUUGAAGAAAACAUUGAUGUAUGUGAUAUGAAGAAUGAAACAUUGUGUCGAGUUCGUCUUGCAAUGUCUGAGGCUGUGAAAUACUCUAAUAAAUUUGAAAAAUAUGCAUAUCUUUGGUUAGAAGAUCGAAAUGAACACCUUCAAUAUUUUCUUAAGCAUGGUCAGCCUUUAGAACUUGAAGAAGAACAUGAACAGCAGCAGCAAUUACAACAACAGCAGCAGCAGCAACAACAAGAAGAUGAAAGUGGCCUUGAAAAACCACCUGGUCCAACUCUAGGACAUUUCAAAGAACAAAUUGAUUAUUAUGGUAAAUUGUAUGAGGAAGUUGAAGAAAUUGAAACAUCAAAGACAAUUUCUUCAUGGUUCAGAGUCGAUGUGCGACCUUUUAAGCAAUCACUCUUGAAUACAGUGUGCAAAUGGGGAAACUUAUACAAGCAACAUUUGGCGGAAAAUGUUGUAAAGAAAUUAUCAGAUUUAUCCGAUUUCACUGAGAAAGCUGAUUUUGAGCUGCAAAAGCCAGUCAAAGAAGGAGAAUAUGAAAAUCUUGUUAAUGUUAUUGAUAUUCUAUAUCAUGUGAGAGAAAACCAAGCAGACACUGACCACAUGUUCGAACCAAUAAAAGAUACCAUGGACUUGUUAAAAACAUACGGUGUUGAAUUUCCAGAAGAAGUGUACGUCCAACUCCAGGAGCUUCCAGAAAAAUGGGCCACAACAAAGAAAAUUGCAGCUGUUGUCAGACAGUCACUGCAACCUUUGAUGGCAACAGAAGUGAACAUGAUACGGAAGAAGAUAGUUUAUUUUGAUUUGCGACAAUCCCAAUACAGAAAUAAUUUCAGAAAAUUAAAUUUGUUCAAGUAUGAGUGUAAAUAUGUUUAUGAGCUACUUGAUGAUGCAAAUCAAAGUGUGUUUGAACUUGAGAAGGAAAUGUCUAAUCUUCAAGAACAAGCUUCAAAAUUUGAAGUCAAUGUUCCAGAUUUCAAGUUGCUAAAAAUGUGUCGACGGGAGAUUCGAAUGCUUAAGAUAUUAUGGGAUUAUGUUUUAAUAGUGAGAUGUAAUAUGGAUGAAUGGAAAACUACUCCUUGGAAGAAAAUUGAUGUUGAUUGUAUUGAAAUGGAAUGUAAAAAGUAUGGAAAGGAAUUAAGAGGUUUGGAUAAGGAUAUGAGAGGAUGGGAUGUUUAUGUAUCUUUGGAAGCUACACUGAAAAAUCUUUUGACAUCAUUAAGGGCAGUAACAGAAUUACAAAAUCCUGCUAUUAGAGAAAGGCAUUGGGCACAAUUAAUGGAAGCCACGAAGGUCAGCCGCACCAGUAUCUAGUAAACAACGAUUCCCUCAUUACACUGUAAGUAUACAUACACACCUGUCGAAGUUUCCUGGCCAAUUUGCUCCCUUGUGCUUUUUGACUUCAGAGCUUUUGUAUAAAGCUGAAUGCAGAGAAGAAUUUUUAGUGGAUUUAAAAUAUCUGUAUAAUACACAUGAUAUGUUUUCUGAUCCAAUGGCAUUGAAAUGUAUAAUCUGUU